Vespula vulgaris is the source of this 7245-nucleotide messenger RNA. RefSeq names its product homeotic protein distal-less (gene Dll). NCBI's taxonomy places the organism in Eukaryota, Metazoa, Arthropoda, Insecta, Hymenoptera, Vespidae. The transcript is spliced from 5 exons. Gene Ontology annotation, molecular function: RNA polymerase II cis-regulatory region sequence-specific DNA binding; DNA-binding transcription factor activity, RNA polymerase II-specific. Gene Ontology annotation, biological process: regulation of transcription by RNA polymerase II. The coding region runs from base 1084 to 2355 and encodes 423 amino acids. The record is from RefSeq and is a predicted model, not a curated record.
AUGUAUCAUUAUACCGGUCCGCGCCGCUCGGUGUGCACUGCAGUUAGUGGCUAAGGCGCGCGCGUGUGUGCUUUUCUCUCUUCUUCGUCCUCGUUCGUGUCGUCGUCGUUGUUGUCGUCGUCGUUGUCGUCGUUGUCGUUAUCGCUGUUGUCGUCGUCGUCGUCGCGUUCGUCGUCGUCGUCGUCGCCGUCAGGAUUGCGAUCGUGCUUUUUCUCUCCCUUUUUUUCGUGUAACUUCAUUACGACGUUGUCUUCGUCGUCGUCGUCGUCGUCGUCGUCUUACGGACGAGAAGAGAGAAAGAAAAGAAAGUUGGUUAUUAAGAAAAUUCUCGAUACCUCGGUGGUUUGUCUCGUAAGAAAAAAAAAAAUUAGGGAAAAGAAAAGAAAAACAAAGGAGCACAGGAAAAUAAAAAGAGGAGGGAGGGCGCGCGCGCGCCCGCGCGUGUUUACCAAUCGCGUCGGCUACUUGGCUGAUGAAGUGUCUCGUGUGUGAAGAGGAAAAGAUUGAUCGAGAGAGAUAUUAUAAGAGGAAUAGAGAUAGAGAGAAGUAGUAAAUCGGCAUGUCGAGGGGGUGCGUUUGGUGCAACGAUAGAAGCAUGAAGAUAUCGACGGCGAGCUGACCGUAUAAGGAUUUAUCAAGUUUGUUUUCGAUUUUGCUUGAGUUAAGAAGAGGAGAAAGGAAUUAGAAAGGAGGAAGAGGAAAAAUUCGAUUAUUGAUACAGUGCACGCGUUGGGAGGAAGGGAAAAAAAAGUGGCCGUGAUUAAGUGGAGGUGAUUCUAGUGAGAAAGGUAGAUAACAAUAUAGGAGAUAAAUUAAUUGAAAUUAAACGCAAGAGAUCGAUGUACUUGGCUGUCAUAGACCUAAUAGAAAUAAUCCAAGAUUCGGGCCCCGUACGGGUGUCGCGCUAGGGCGGCGGCGGCGACGACGUCGUCCGCGGCGAAUUUAUCGACGCUCGAGGCCGCGCUCGAGCUCGGCUCGAAGGUGGAGAGGCCAAGCAGCACGACGACGCUUAACUUUACGGACCUGGGGAGCCCAUUCGGGGCGGGCGACCCCUGUCCGUCUAGUACCCCGACCCCGAACAGUAUGUCGGGUGGUGCCGGUGGCGGACCGUCGGGAGGCGGUCAAGCCGGUGGUGGAAACGCAGGAGGAAACGGUGGUUCCGACAUGGAUCAACAUCUUCAUCAUGGUGGACUCGGAUCGGUGACACCAGGACCACCUGGAGCCGGUGGAAAUGCCGGGGACAGUACGACAUCGAGUACACCAGUUUCCCAAACUGGCAAAUCUGCAUUCAUUGAACUGCAGCAUAAUAACUUGUACAAUCCUGCCAGUUUACGGGGUGGAUAUCCAUCCGGACAUAACGUGCCUGGUGCGCAUCAGUUUUCGCAUCAGGUCAGCGCUUUAGGACACCAAUCAUCCGGACCCGGUAGUGGGAAUCAACAACACGCCGAACCUGGAUUCCCAAGUCCUAGGUCAGCGCUAGCUGGAUAUCCUUUUGGACCUAUGCAUCAACAUAACGCAUACGGAUAUCAUCUCGGAUCCUAUGCGCCUCAGUGUCCCUCGCCGCCCAAGGACGGUGAGUACCCUAACUGGUGGUGCAUGUUCGCAGACCUCUCGCCAUUGGGCGACAAGGGUGGAAGUCUCGUGGAUGAGCUUGGAGGUGGUGGUGGUGGUUCUCUGAGAAAUGGCAAGGGUAAAAAGAUGAGAAAACCAAGGACCAUCUACAGCAGCUUGCAGCUUCAGCAACUGAAUAGGAGGUUCCAAAGAACACAGUACCUGGCACUACCAGAAAGAGCAGAACUUGCAGCUAGCCUGGGACUAACACAAACGCAAGUCAAAAUAUGGUUCCAAAACAGGAGAAGUAAAUAUAAGAAGAUGAUGAAAGCAGCGCAACAAGGUGGGGGCGGUGGUGGUGGACAACACGGUAGUUUGCUUGCCGGUGGUACUGCCCUACCUGGUGGACCUUCUCCUCAACCUGGUCAACCAGGGAGUCUAAUGCAAGGAGACUGGUCGGUUAUGUUAACAGGAGGUGGAAGUUCUGUCUCGGGUAGUCCGACGACAGGAUACCUUGGAGGUAUGGGAGGUGGUGGUGGAGGUCACACCCCCGGAAGUUCGAGUCCCGGAAGCGAGAUGUCGCCUCAGCAUAACGAGAGCCCUCCCGCGCCCGCCUGGCCGGGCGAGAUGAAGCACCAUCCGCAUCCCCAUGCCCCACCACAUACUCACCAUCAUCCACACACGCCUGGACAUCAUCCACCUCCACCACCCCCACCUCCGCAUCACGCGGGUUACAUGCCGCAAUAUUCUUGGUAUCAGGCUGAUCCUAAUCCUGGACUACUAACGGUGUGGCCGGCGGUUUAACGAAGACGUCCCCCGAAUCGAGUCGAGGAGGAGGAAGUUGUCCGCCAUGGUAUAGAGGACGUACCAGAUACUUCGUGGCGCCUAUCACGAAGGGAAAUCGCGUUAAACGUUAAAUAUCCUUUUUGAGUCGUUUUUCAAAGGAGAAAGAGAGCGAGAGAGAGAGGGAGGGCGAGAAAGAGAGAGUAGAGAGAUAAUAGUGUGACGUGUGUAUGCGUGCGCGCGUUGUGUGUACCCCUUCUUCCCACAUCGAAGAUAACAGGAAAGAAAUCUAUACGUAGAUGAACGUUUCGUAAUCGUUUUUCUCGUUUAGAAAGAAGAAGAGAUGUGAAAGGAAAAAAAAAAAGAGAAAGAAGAAAAUUAUGUGGGAAAAGAAAGACCACACUAUAAGGAUUUAAUUAUUGUUGGGGUUUAGAGAAAAUAAUAAUUGACUUGGGACAGUUGUGAAAUCGACAUUGUUGUGAAUCGAUUGAUUCGCGGAUUGUGUAAAAAAAAAUAAAAUAAAAUAAAAUAAAAUAAAAAAAAGAAGAAGUAAGGUGGCUCAUGUAGAUUUAGUUGAGAAAAUUUUCUGACGUUUAAUGGUAUCGUAACGGGGUAGAGGGGGGGAGAGGGCCGAACAAAUAAAUUUACAAAAGGAUAAAAGAAAUCACAGAGCGAGAGCGAGAGAGAGCGAGAGAGAGAGAGAGAGAGAGAGAGAGAGAGGGAAAAGGAGAAAAAAGUGUUAUGAACAGUAUAGUCGUCACGCGUGAUUUUUUCCUGUGAAUUUACGUAGUGCGUUAUCGAGUGAGAAUAGCAACAAAAUGAAAAAAAGAAAAGAGAAAAAACAAAGAAAAAGAGAAUAAAAGAACGACAUGUGACUAUUAUAUCAGUUCCUUUUCGACGCAUCAUCCGACCUUGGCAAAAAAUUACUCAAGGACAUUGCGAUCGAUCGAUCGAUCGAUCGAUCGGUCCAUCGAUCGAUCAAUCAAUCAAUCGAUCGAACGAACGAACGAACGAACGAACGAUCGUUUUAUAUGGUGUGUGCAGAGUUACGUACGACAGUGAAGAUAAAACAGCAAGAAGAUUUCUUUGGCGAUCCAACGCGAUGUUCCUCGGUCCUUUUAAAUUGCGCGUCGAAGAGUGAGAACAAUGAAAAGAAAAAAUAGAUAAAAAAAAAAAGAAAUUAAAGAGGUAAAAAAAAAAAUAGAAACGAAAGAAGGAAGAAAAGAAAAAAUUCCUUAUGCAAAUGCAUCAUCAUGACGCGUAUAUCACACUCGAUCUCUCUUUCUUAUAUAGGAAAAUGAAAUAUAACAUAUGUAAAUAAUAAUCGGCGAUCAUCGGUGUCGAGAGAGUGAAUGUCGCAGAGACGCGACGAAGGGUUUCGCGAGUUCGCACUUUCGAGACCCCGAACUUAAUUAAGCGUCUAAUUCCAGUAACCGCCCGCCCCCACUUCACCCCUACCCACCCGCUCGCUCGCCCGCUCGCCCGCUCGCCCCCGACCGACCGCUGGUAAUUAUUAUAAUAAUACCAUUAGGCGUCGGCAAAUGCGUAUUACUAUCACCGAAAGGGAACUACGAGAGCGAGCUGCCACUACGCUCUCGGCGAUUAUAAUAAUUAUCCUUCGGUCGGACGGAAGAGCUGGAGCUCCUUUUUUGUUGAAGACCAAGAUGGAGAGUUCUCUCCUUCUCCUUUUCUCUCUCUCUCUCUUUCUCUUUCUCUCUCUCUCUCUCUUUCUCUAUCGUUCUAUCUAUCCUUCAUUUUCUCUUUUCUCUAGCAAUUCAUCUCGAUCAGAAAUAAUCUCGAUCGUCUUGCAAAAAUUUUUCUUCGAUCGGAUAGAAAAAAAAUGAUUUUCUAUCUCGUUACUUUUCUUAGUGUAUUAUUUUCUUUCUCUUUUAUCUCUUCGUCAUCAUCUCCGUCAUCUUUUUAUUCUUCUCUUUCUUCUGUUUCUCUCUCCCUUUUGUAAAUGCCAAUCGUACGACGGUAGAUCCCCUGUGACAGUUGCCCAACUACUGCUCGACCUACUUUGCUCAGUCUCUCUGAGAAAGAAAAAGAGAAAGAGGGAGACGAAGAGAGAGAGAGAGAGAGAGAGAGAGAGAGAGAGAGAGAGAGAAAGAGAUAAAGAAAGAUAGAGAGAGAGAAAGAGAGAGAAACAAACGAAGAAAGAAAAAAGAGAGAAAACAUUGCAUAAACUCGUUGAGCGGUCGUUCCUCAAGGCGCUUGAAAAUAAUGAAAUCCUAAUGACAUUUUCGUGAGUCCAACGAUCUCGGCAAUCACGGUGGCUCGGUGUAAUCACCGUGGUCCCUCCUUUUCGGAUGAAGCAACUCUCUUCUUCGAGUUGAAGGAGGGAGAGGAGAAGGAGAAGGAGAAGGAGAAAGAGAAGGAGAAGGAGUGAGAGACGAGGGGGUAGGGUGGGGUAGGGUGCUGAGAGUUCGGUGGGGGAGAGAAAGAUCUCCUCCGAAAAGGAGAGAAGCAAAAGGUGCCCUCGACGUCUUCGUCGUUGAACUCGUUGAGUGGUUUGGAUCAGUGGGACGAAAGGGGAAUGAAAAAAUCAUUAUCUCUCUCUCUCUCUCUCUCUCUCUCUUUUUCUCUGACACUCACUUAUUCUUUCUCUAACUCUUUCAGUUCUCCAACCUCUCCUAACAUUCAAUAUCUCCAACUAAAAAACGUUAUAUCGAAGCUACACUUUUAACUCGGGUUUAUCAAAAUCUAUAAAAAGUACUUUUUCAUUCGUCAAUUAUAAUCGCGAACGAUUUAAAGCAGAAAAAGAAAAAGAAGAAGGAGAUGAAAAAGAAAAAAGAAAGAAGAGAGGAGAGGAAUAGAAACAAGAACUUUUCAAUAAUUCGAUUUAACGCAAUUGAUUAUGUUCGAUCUUUCUCGUGUCCUCCAUUUUGGGUCACCCUUUUAGCCAUCUUGCAUCUUGAGUGAGCGAGUAAGAGAGUAAAACGGAGAGGAAGAGAGAGAGGGAGGGAGAGAGAAAGAGACAGAGAAUGUGCUCAUAAUACCUGCUUCUCUGACAAUGAGAGAGGCGACACGAAACCGCAAAAAAGGCGGUUGCGGCUUGCGAGCACGGGAAACUGGGAGGUCCGGCGUGCCCCACCGCUUUGACCCAAAUACAGUGGUCUGGGUUGCUACAAUGAUGAUCGUCUCAUGAGAAAAAGCAAGCAGCACUCUUUCUAAAUAAAGAGGAUCUCCUCUUUCUCUCUCUCUCUCUCUCUCUCUGUCUCUUUCUCCUUUUCUUUCUGUCUUUUUCUUUAACUCUUUUUCUCUCUCUUUCUUUCUCCGUCUUUCCAUUUACUCAAUUUUUCUUCAAACGCACUUCUAUAUCGAAUACACCGAAUCGUCGUACGUCGUAAUAAAUUCUUUUGACAAUGUCGUAGUUUUCGAAUGACGUUAGAUCGUCAAAUUCGUUGGAUAAUAUUUCGUUCGUACUUAUUUAUUAUCGAAUGAAUUUGAAUCGAUUAAUAAAAGAGAAUUUUCAAAUACCAAAAGCAGGAUUUUGAAUGGCGGACAGAGAAGACAAGUACAAAUCCGAAAAAAAAUGUUGAGAUAAAAUAUCCGAUCGUUUUGCUCUUUCUCUCUCUCUCUCUCUCUCUCUCGUUCUCUCUCUUCUCUUUUCGCUCUCUCUCUCUCUCUUUCUCUCUUUCUCUCUUAUAUAGAAAAAAAAAGAAAAAAGAUAACAACACCACCAAUAUUAAGUACCGUUAGAUCCUAACCGCAAAAGGAGCCGUAAAAAGAAAAAGCAACAACAAAUUAUUCGAUUCUCGAACAAAAUAGAUGCAUACACACACGUACACGCAUACAUACAUACAUACGUACACGUACACAUAUAUUUCUUAGGUUUUCGAUUUGGUGUGCAAUAAAAAGGAUUAAUUCCUUAAUUCCUUAUAUAAUUUUCACUACGUUCUGUGUUUGUGAGAACGAAAGAAAAAAGAAAAAGAAAAAAAAGAAAAAGAAAAAAUGCAAAAAAAAAAGAAAAAGCAGAGGAGAGAAGAAAAAGAAAAAAGAAAAAAAAAGAAGAAAAAUCUUUCCUACCUCCUUUCUCAAAUCUCAAGAAGAUUAUUUCCGUAAUCACUAGGCGAAUAGAAGAUACUCCGUCGGCCGUGUCUCUCCUUGGCGUAAAGGAAAAUUAUUUCUUUUCCCAUUGUCCGCGGAUGUGAACGCGUAACACGCCAGUUAAACCGAGUGUUGUCACGCCUUCCUCGCGGAAUAUUCUAACGGUGUUUCCGAAGUAUGCAUGUAAUAGAAAAAGAGACGGAGAAGAAAUAGAAGAAGUAGAAGGAGGAGAAAAAGAAGAAAAAGAAGAAGAAGAAAAGGAAGAAAAGAAAAAAAGAAGUACGAAGUUAAUAUGGGAGAGUGGAGACAGAUAGAGAGGGAGAGAGAGAGAGAGAGAGAAAUAGACGUACAGAUAGACAGACAGAUAAAGAGAGAGAGAAAUAGAGAGAGAGAGAGAGAGAUAGAUAGAUAGAUAGAUAGAUAGAUAGAGAGAGAGAAAGAGAGAGAGAGAGAGAGAGAAGAAGAAGAAGAAAAGGUGGAAAAGCGCAAACACCGUAAAAAGAGUCCGUAGAAUUUACUAGCGUUACUAGUCUCGGUGCAAAGCCAUGAAGAUCGAUCGGAACACGUUGAGGGUGGCAGCGAGGAGGAGGGGGUGGUUAUAUGGAGGAGGGAUAGGCUGCUUACCCUCCUUGAGAAAGAUCGAUCCUCGAACGCGCCUGUAAAUAUUGCACCGAGGCCCCCUAGCACGUAAGCUCUAAGUGAAAUCUGUGUAAAAUACGAUAUUGUGAUAAGAGUGUGAGAGAUAGAGAGAGAUAGAGAGAGAGAGAAUGUGAAUGAAAGAAAGAGAGAAGAGAGAAAGGGAAAGAAAAAUCGGAAUUCGUUUUAUAUAUAUAUAUAUAUAUAUAUAUAUAUAUAUAUAUA